Anarrhichthys ocellatus (wolf-eel) is the source of this 615-nucleotide messenger RNA. Its product is annotated as cyclin-dependent kinase 15-like. Gene Ontology annotation, biological process: protein phosphorylation. The transcript has 6 exons. Gene Ontology annotation, molecular function: cyclin-dependent protein serine/threonine kinase activity; ATP binding; cyclin binding. The record is from RefSeq and is a predicted model, not a curated record. The annotation marks the transcript as partial. Gene Ontology annotation, cellular component: nucleus; cytoplasm; cytosol. Lineage: Eukaryota; Metazoa; Chordata; Actinopteri; Perciformes; Anarhichadidae.
AAACCAGGUCUUGAGUUCGGUGCGGCUCAUUCUUACGUCAGUCUGGAGAAACUUGGUGAAGGAGCGUACGCCUCCGUCUACAAAGGAGUCAGCAGGAUCAACGGACAGCUGGUGGCUCUGAAGGAGAUUCAUAUCAAGACGGAGGAAGGAGUCCCAUUCACUGCUAUCAGAGAGGCGUCUCUCCUCAAAGGUCUGAAACACGCCAACAUCGUCGUCCUCCAUGACAUCAUCCACACCGGAGAGUCUCUGAUGCUCGUCUUUGAAUACGUGCAGACCGACCUGGCACAGUACUUGAGCCAACAUCCUGGAGGACUUCACUCCCACAAUGUUCGGCUCUUUAUGUUCCAGUUGCUACGAGCUCUCUGCUUCAUCCACAGCCGGAGGAUCCUCCACCGAGACCUGAAGCCUCACAACCUGCUCAUCAGCUACCUGGGAGAACUCAAGAUGGCCGACUUUGGUCUGGCCCGGUCUAAGUCCGUCCCCUGUCAGACCUUCUCCUCUGAUGUCGUGACGCUGUGGUACCGCCCCCCCGACAUCCUGCUGGGAUCCACAGAUUACUCCACCGCUCUGGACAUCUGGUCAGUCCAGUUUUUAAAUAAAGUUUCCUGGUUUUGA